AUGUCCCCCAAAAGCACACCAGACCCCAAGACACUGGGUAGAGCCGCAGGUUCUAUCAAUGCGCCUAUCGCGGCGUUCACAAUGGCCGUCAUCCUAUGCUCCUACUGCUUCAGUUCUAUUCGCACUGCCAGACGCGAAGCUCAAGAGUCACCCGUAGUACCUAGUUCACAGCAGCGGGUAUCUCAGCGGGAAAGGAAAGAUUCGUCCUGGAUACAGGAGGCUCUUGAAGAAAGUCGAGCGGAGAAAGGGAGGUAA
This is a messenger RNA of Penicillium cataractarum, 255 nucleotides long. RefSeq lists its product as uncharacterized. Bases 1 to 255 code for a protein of 84 amino acids. The transcript has 2 exons. The record is from RefSeq and is a predicted model, not a curated record. NCBI's taxonomy places the organism in Eukaryota, Fungi, Ascomycota, Eurotiomycetes, Eurotiales, Aspergillaceae.